UUCCUCACUCGGUUCCGGUGACAGGAUCGGCCCGGAGGGCUUGGUCCCUCGCCAUGGACUCGCAGAAAGAAGCUCUACAAAGAAUCAUCUCAACUCUGGCAAGUAAGAACGAUGAGAUUCAGAACUUUAUUUAUACACUAAAUCACACACUGAAAGGAGUUCAGGAAAAUUCUUCUAACGUGCUUUCAGAAUUAGAUGAAGAGUUUGAUAGUUUGUACUCUAUAUUAGAUGAUGUGAAGGAAAGUAUGAUCAGCAGCAUCAAGCAGGAGCAAGCACGGAAAUCACAGGAGUUACAGAGUCAGCUCAGUCAAUGUAACAAUGCCCUGGAAAACUCCGAAGAACUGCUGGAAUUUGCAACCAGGUCACUGGAUAUAAAGGAGCCUGAAGAAUUCUCAAAGGCUGCCAGACAGAUCAAGGAUAGAGUCACAAUGGCUUCAGCCUUUCGCCUUUCUUUGAAACCAAAAGUCAGUGACAACAUGACACAUUUAAUGGUGGAUUUCUCUCAGGAAAGACAGAUGCUGCAAACUUUGAAGUUUUUGCCAGUCCCCAAAGCUCCAGAGAUAGAUCCAGUAGAGUGUCUGGUGGCUGACAACUCUGUCACGGUAGCGUGGAGAAUGCCUGAAGAAGACAGUAAGAUUGACCAUUUCAUGAUGGAAUACAGGAAGACAAACUUCGAUGGGCUCCCGCGUGUGAAGGACGAGCGGUGCUGGGAGAUGAUUGAUAACAUCAAGGGUACUGAAUACACGUUAGCAGGCUUAAAAUUUGAUUCAAAGUAUAUGAAUUUCAGAGUGCGAGCUUGCAACAAGGCUGUGGCUGGAGAGUAUUCCGAUCCAGUGACCCUAGAGACCAAAGCUCUUAACUUCAGUUUAGAUAACUCAUCAUCACAUUUGAACUUGAAAGUUGAAGAUUCCUGUGUAGAGUGGGAUCCUACUGGAGGAAAAGGCCAAGAAAGUAAAAUUAAAGGAAAAGAGAACAAGGGCAGUGCCCAUGUUACUUCACUGAAGAAACACGCAAGAAGUGGUACACCAUCCCCAAAACGGACGUCUGUAGGCUCCAGGCCACCAGCAGUAAGAGGCAGCAGAGACCGUUUUACUGGGGAGUCAUACACAGUGCUAGGAGAUACCGCUAUUGAAGGUGGACAGCAUUAUUGGGAAGUCAAAGCCCAGAAGGAUUGUAAAUCCUACAGUGUGGGCGUAGCAUACAAAACUUUGGGAAAAUUUGACCAGUUAGGAAAGACAAACACCAGUUGGUGCAUCCAUGUCAACAGCUGGUUACAGAACACGUUUGCUGCCAAACAUAACAAUAAGGUCAAAGCUUUGGAUGUUCCUGUUCCUGAGAAAAUAGGUGUGUUUUGUGACUUUGAUGGAGGUCAGCUGUCUUUCUAUGAUGCACACUCAAAGCAGUUGCUAUAUUCCUUCAAGACAAAAUUUACUCAGCCAGUACUGCCUGGUUUCAUGGUCUGGUGUGGUGGACUUUCUUUGAGUACUGGCAUGCAGGUUCCCAGUGCUGUGAGGACACUUCAGAAAAGUGAAAAUGGAAUGACCGGUUCAGCGAGCAGCCUGAACAAUGUCACUCAGUAACAGCUCCUCAGACUGUGUUUACCCUUCUUCUUUGGGCGGCCUUUCCACGCAGUUCCUAAUGCAGACAUUUUGGAGUGGUGGGAAUGAGGCGUGCUAUGCUCUGCUUUAAAGCCUGGACUCUGCUAGACUAAGCACCAAAUAGGAAGCAGCCACAGGAGAGUACUUAGUGUCCCAGAAGCCAGUACCUCUAUGGACGGUCGUUUGAGUAGUAAAUAGAAAAGGAGUGGUAUUGAAGGAUUUAUGUAGAAACCCAUUUUUCCGUUUCUUGAGAUACUUUGGCUCGUCUAAUAGUAAUAGUUAUAUAUGGUGACCCAGGGCCUGGGCUGCAAAGCUCUUAAAGCUUACUGUGUUCUUGUUUCUCCUCACCAGCUGUCAUUAAUUCCUUAACCUGAAGCUUUCAGAACACAGGGUCCCAAGACUUCCUAGAAAUUCAGGUCAUUGCCUUGGAUGGCAGAGAAGUUUUCUUACAGUGGCUCAUUUCACCUUUUAUAAAUGAGUUGGGCUUUUGACAGGUAACUUAUUUAUUGACCAGAUUCAUAUAAUUUUUUCCUCUAAAAUAUUGUGAUAAUUGUUCUUAUAACCCAAAAUAUCAAGCAGAUAGGAAGAAUUUAGACAGUGCAAAGGGAGUAUUCGUCACACCUUCUGCUCCUCCCUGUGCUCCUGGGGACCAUUUGAAAAGCCUGGCUUUCUGAUUUUGUUCUCUUUUUUAAUCCCACCUUUUAAAGCUACCUUUGAGAAAUUUCCUCUUAAACUAGCAGAGAGAUAAUGUAAUUAUUGCUUAUUUUUACCCUUGCUAAUGAGAAUGGAAGUUUGUUGAUUAAGUUCUAUAAAGGGUAAAAAGCUGUACAUUACUAAUUUUUUGUUUGUGAAAGAUUAUAAAAAAAUAUUCUAAAGUAUUCCUUUCUGGAAUAGUUUAAGUUAUUUUUACAAAGAUAUAGAAUAGUUUAACUAACUGUUUUUAAAAAACUACAUGUGUCUGAUUUAGUAUAAACGUUUUCAAAUAAUUAUUUGAAGAUUUGGUGGGUUUUUUUGUCUUUUUGUUUCACUCAUUCACUGUUUAAAAGUUUAUGAUUCUUCCACAAAUGAACACGCAUGUCUUCCCCGAGGACACAUCUUCCCCCAGCCCACAUCUUCCCCUAGCACACAUCUUCCCCGAGGGGACGUGUAAAUCAGCAAGUGCAGCUGUGGUUACCUAUUGCAGAGUUGCUGAAACUCGAGUUUCUCAAGCCAAAGUUGAAGCUGAAAUUAUAAAACUGCUUUCAGACAGCCCUUUAAAGAAGUGAAUAUUUGACUUUUAAUUUUUGAGACUUUAAAUCUCUUUUUGUUUUAAGUGUCUUGGGCUUUGGCAAACUUCCCUGGAGAAGUGACUGUUGCUGCUUUCUGUGUGGUGUUUGUAUGGCAGUCAUAAGUAUUUGCUCUUAAAAUUUGCUGCUUACUGGCAUGAUUGUUUUUGUUCUGUUGAUAAAACAAAUUUGACGUAGGAUACUAUUUUUCUCAUGUAACAGAUAUCUGCACUGUCAUCUGGUAACACAUUGGCAGCUUUUCAGACUGAAACGAUUUACAGAGUGAAAUAUGCCAAUCAAUAUUCGUUUGGUUCCCCAAAGCAGUAUUUUAUUUUCAUUUCUCAUAGCUUGAAAGACAUUGUUCAGAGUUCUACUACCUAUAGGAAUAUCAUUUCAUGACCUUAGGAAAAAGGAGUUGCUCCUUUUUGUAAAGUCAUACCUGAAAGCAGUAAUUGACUGGAAUUGCUUUGUAUGACUACUCAGUAUAUUUUGUCAAAAAUGACAUUAAGGGCCAGCUGUUCUUACAUAGAACUUUUCUUUAUGAUAUGAUAUCUUCCAUGGUUGUCUUCUCAUUUAUACAGAACUUUUCUUUAUGAUAUUACAUCUUCCAUAGUUGUCUUCUCAUUUAUACAGAACUUUUCUUUAUGAUAUUAUAUGAUAUGAUAUCUUCCAUAGUUGUCUUCUCAUUUAUACAGAACUUUUCUUUAUGAUAUUACAUCUUCCAUAGUUGUCUUUUCAUUUAUACAGAACUUUUCUUUAUGAUAUUAUAUCUUCCAUGGUUGUCUUCUCAUUUAUACAGAACUUUUCUUUAUGAUAUUACAUCUUCCAUGGUUGUCUUCUCAUUUAUACAGUGCCUUUUUCCUCUACGCACACUCAUUGUCAAUUGAAUUUAGGCCAGGCAGCUUGCACUUAGUGGUGAGGGCCUUCUGUUGAGGGCUGGAGGAGUGCGUGUGGUUCUUGGACCAUCAUUUGAGACCUUUAUAUAAAAUUUCCACGCAUUCAUUGAAAUAUGCGUGAUUUUUACUAAGAGGUUUUGUUUCUCAGUGUAUUUGUAGUACAAAGUAUAAAGUCAGUGAAUAAGAGUCCAAGAUCUUAUCACGUGAUAUUUGGUACUAAUUAUUCCUUCAUUACUUUCAAGUAACAGCUUUUCUUCUCUCUGAUUCUUAUUGUCUCUUUUUUUUUGUUUUGUUUUUUUGUUUUGUUUUUCGAGACAGGGUUUCUUUGUGGCU
Molecule: messenger RNA, 4092 nt
Organism: Microtus ochrogaster (prairie vole)
Lineage: Eukaryota; Metazoa; Chordata; Mammalia; Rodentia; Cricetidae
Gene: Fsd1l
Product: fibronectin type III and SPRY domain containing 1 like
Molecular function (GO): protein binding
Source: RefSeq, a predicted model, not a curated record